AUGCCGGCUUCGCUGCGCUCUCUAGCCACACACAGAGCCGAUGCAACGCUCCAACCACCACGAGAAGAUCCGCAAGACGAAGGCGGUACAAAUACCAGUCAUCGUGCAGAGGGUAAAGAAAGGCUUGCAAGGAAGCUGGCAGACGUGUCGCACUUACUGGACGGUCUCUUGGAGCCUCUUGAAGCUUUAGAAGGACUUUGGAUACGCACUCACAGCGUGUUGGAGCUGAUAGCGUUACUUCAGGACCACCACUUUAUGCAGAUGGUGAAGUGGGAAUCCGGUUGGAGGCUGACUAUCGAGACUAAGAUGAAGAGAAUGCUAAUGCAGAAACUUGGACGGCGUGAAGUACCAGGAGCAGGAGCUGAGACAUUUGACGUUGCGCUGGCAGUGCUGGUGUAUUUCUUAUCUUCUCACGCUGAAACGGAAGGCUGGUUUGAUGACAAAGUGCUGCUGGAUGCAGUGGUGUACGCGCUCAGACGGGCGGUCACGCGUGCAAGAGCAAUAGAAGUGAAGCAGCAAGUGAAACAGGACGAGAAGCUGGAGGUUGAUACGUUCAGUUCUACUUCUGCAGCUACUUUUGCUGUCGAGAAAAAGUGUUUGAAGCGGAAGCAGAAGUUUAAGAUGCCAAAUGAUGCUGCGAGUGCGAAAGUGGCUGGUGCACGUGCUUUUGCAGGUGCCAAGUCGGUGGUGAGUUUGACGCAUGUGACGUCAACAGAUAGGGAUGAAUCGUGCUGGAUGCAGCUUGAUGGACUUCUGCGCGAUCACGAGUCGUUCUAUGUUGAAGGCAAGCUGCACGUUUCGGUAGUGAGCGCGCUAAGUGCCGCGCUGCAAAACUUGCUGCAAGUGAGCGAGACCUUGCCGAGCCUUUCACUAGGCUUGACCCCACAAUUAUGUGAUGUUUCAUCACGCGACUCUGCGGAGAAUACUUGCGAUCGGAUACGUGCUCGGAAGCGUCAGCUUGUGCGGAAUGGCGGGGUCGAUGUGUUGAUGCGUGAGCUUGGUAAGCGGGUGCACGAUCUCAUAGCGGUUUCACCACUGACCCGGAUUGGAGCAAUUACGCUGGACUGCAUAAAACCGCUCCAGCGCAUCAAGACGUUGCUAUGCUUUUUCGACCAAAUUUCGUUUUUGGCCUUAAAUGUACAGCGAUACAUAGCAAGAAAGAGAGCACUUGUUGCACUGUUGCUGAAGCUGAUUCGCUUGCUCAGUGAACUGAGCUGGGGUACUCAUGCGCAAGGGUGGUGGAAGGCUGAAGUCGCGCGGAUGUCAUUGGCCGUUGAGACUUUGCUAUGUGCGUUGCGUGUGUUGAUCAAUUUGACGCACUGUAACGUCGAGGCUGCACAGCAUGUUUUUGCCUUGGAUGGCAUGCCACAGCUUACAGCUUCACUUUUCCAGCUUUUGAGCUUUGUGAUGAGAGCCAAGGAGCACUUACUUCUGCUAUCGGCAGCAAGAAAGUGGGAGUUCGACGCGUGUUUACUGUUACUGAGUCUGAUGGUAAACUGUAUUGAGUUUAGCAAGGACAACCGUGACGCACUAGCUGGAGUAUCGUUGCUCCAACGUGAGUCAACACGCGGUGCAUGCGGUUUGUUUGUGUCUUUUUUUCUGGCAAAAGUGCAGUCGUUCCAGCACCUUAUUUCCGAACCGAAGGAUGCUAAUGAGGCAGUACGUAUUGACGAUGACAGCGACGACUGGAAUCCUGAGGAUGUGAUUCUAGGAGGUUGCAUGUCGUUGCUGCUUGGGUAUCUCAUAGAGGGGUCGGUAGUUGAUCGCGCACUCAUUUUGAGCUCUCUGCCGGGUUUCUCGCCGCGGUUGUUACUUCGUGCCCUUAGCGCGUUCGUGGCACUUCACUCGCAGAUUGGUGCACUGACCUUUGACGUAGCCACAUCGGUUCUUCAUGUUGAAAAAGUACUGAAGUCAUGCCAGGAAGGAUUGCGUGAUGCAUACUAUCUUACGGAUGCUGCUGAAGCAUCUCCUGAAGUUUUUGAGAGACAAUGCGCUUCUUCGAUGGGUUUGUUGGAUUCAGGCUCAGUCGUGGGCAGUGAUAUUGCUGUGGGCAGUAGCCUUGGAUCUGAGAUCGUGAUGAAGGAGUCAGUCAUGCUCCGAAGCGGUGAUGAGUCGUCAUCAUCUCUGCAAGCUGGUGUCGUGAAAGGUGCACGCUUUCGUCUUGAUGACUCUGAUGGGGAGUACGAGCCACGCCGUCAGGGCCAAAUGUCGAAUCUCGACGUAUCCAGUGCUUUUGAAAUACAUGACACACCUCCGAUGACUCCGUGUGGGGGUAAACGACCUUACUCGGGAUUGGUGGAGACGUCCUACCCUUCAUCGUCGAAUACCAGAAGUCCUCUGCGUCCUAGUAUAUCGUUACCCACUGCAGUGCUUCCGGAUGACUCUCCGUCAUCUCCCGUCGUGACGCGGCUUUUGAAACGUACUCGUGAGAUCGUUAGGGAAUUCGAUGCUGAGUUCACAAAACCGGAUUGCUCGACCGCCGAAAAGCAAAUCGCAUGCAGCGAAAUAACCACCGCACGAUCGCCAUGUAUGGUGCUUACGAUGAAUCUGACUUGCCGUGAGAAUGAAAGUGAUGGACUGGACAUUUCUCCAGAUGUGCUUGGAGGAAGCUACGACAGCGUCGGUAUGAACAUGAACAAGAUCAUAGUCGAGCGAGACGUCUGUGGUAAGGCGGCGUCUAUGCGAAAAAAGAAGUCUUCUCGCGAUUUCAACGGACCUGCAGAAAAUGCUGUCUUUGAGUUUGCGUCCACAGACACGACUUUAUCGACAUCUUCUCGUGUGCAAAAGUGCACGAUGCUGCUACAAACGCCGACGAAUGGUGGGCACUCUUUUGAUUUUGAUCGACCGUCACCAUCGCUGAAUCUGACGCCUACAAAGACGACCCCAUCGACUUCGUUGCAGUUCAAGACUUCCCAGAAGCUGCUGCGCAAGAGCUGUCGCUCUUCUCUCAAUCAGCAGCCGUUAUCGGCAAAUUCACUUCGCCGCAAGGCAAAAGCAGUCCGCACUGCUUCUAGCUCCAUCUUUGACUUCGCGGACUCCGAUCGAAACCUCCUUAUGACGAACAUCGAGUUGAAAGUCCACCACGAUGAACAGUCGUAUCAAUGA
Messenger RNA from Peronospora matthiolae, 3105 nucleotides. The record is from the annotation of a GenBank genome assembly. NCBI's taxonomy places the organism in Eukaryota, Oomycota, Peronosporomycetes, Peronosporales, Peronosporaceae.